Messenger RNA from Postia placenta MAD-698-R-SB12, 1476 nucleotides. RefSeq lists its product as hypothetical. NCBI's taxonomy places the organism in Eukaryota, Fungi, Basidiomycota, Agaricomycetes, Polyporales, Adustoporiaceae. The record is from RefSeq and is a predicted model, not a curated record. The transcript has 10 exons. The coding region runs from base 1 to 1476 and encodes 491 amino acids. Gene Ontology annotation, cellular component: membrane.
AUGUCCACAGACACUAAUUUACCUGGUUCGACACUCAUUCGUGCGCGAUCACCCCAUCCUCUUGAGUCGGAGACCCCCAUAGUAAAGCAUCCAACGGACAAUCCAAAUUCUAUGGAGCUCGCAGAGCUUGGGAAGCGGAAUGACUUAUCUACUUCGGCUAGCUUGGCAGAGCGUGCUAAAACCCCUGAUUCCCGACUGCAGAAAGUCCACAAGCAUCGCGCGCGCAUCCAAUUUGCGGUGAUGUGUUUCUCCUUGUUCAUGGCAGGGUGGAACGAUGGAACCACAGGACCUCUCCUUCCGCGCAUGCAGAAGGUCUAUCAUGUCGGCUUCGCUGUGGUAUCGCUCAUAUUCGUCUUUGCCUGCUUGGGCUUCGUAACUGGUGCUACGGCAAAUGUUGCCCUCACUGACAGAUUUGGCUUCGGGACGGUUAAUCGCCUUCAUGGACUACUCGCGUCAGGGUCCGUUGCCCAGAUGAUAGGCUACGCCAUCGAAUCAUCUGCUCCGCCUUUCCCUGCGUUCGUGCUCGGCUACGCCGUCAACGGAUUCGGCAUGACGCUGGCGCGAAUGGGAUUUGGGGCACUAUGCUCUCCUCUUGUUGCUACACAAUUUUCCCAAUUACCGAGAUGGUCUUUUCACUACCUCAUCUCACUCGGCAUAGCCUUCAUCAAUACCGUCCUGCUUGCCGUCGUACUACGCUUCCGCACCCAGAAUGAGUGUCUCGCGGCGAUUGGUGAAGAUCUACCUCAGACCGGCGCUCCGGGCGACGGCGCCCAUAUGACGGGCGGUGCUGCGAACGACUCUAGCAAAAGCAAAUACAAGCAAAUGUUCCGGCUGAAGGAGCUGCAUCUGCUUGCGCUCUUCAUUUUCAUUUACGUCGGGAUAGAAGUCACUGUAGGAGGUAACUGGUUGUGCAUUCUGCCCCACAUCAUUGCUCAGGCUCUGCUACAAGGAUGGAUUGUUACCUACGUCAUUGAAGUCCGCUCCGGGGGUCUCACGCUUGGACGCGUAGCCCUCUUAUGGGUAAAUAAGACCACACCGAUCGUCCCCCAGGUCGGCGAGCGACGCGUCUUGUUUAUAUAUUCUCUUCUUGCCAUUGGGUACGAGACUCUCAACAGAAAACAUCCGAGUUCUGACACUUACAUUGCUCUCACGCGCAGCCUUGAGCUUGUCGUCUGGCUCGUUCCGUCGCUGAUCGGUGGUGCCGUCGCCGUCUCGCUCGUUGGCGUCCUGCUUGGCCCCAUCUACCCGAUUGCAAUGAACCACUCCGGGCGCGUGUUUCCUCAGUGGCUGCUCACGGGUUGCAUCGGGUGGAUAGCGGGCAUCGGACAGGCGGGCUCCGCGUUUUUGCCGUUCCUGACGGGAUUGCUCGCGAGCAAAGAGGGCAUCUUAACUUUGCAACCUUUGUUGGUGUCGAUGAUGGGUGCGAUGGUCGUGCUUUGGGCGAUAGUCCCUGGCCACGCGCCUAGGGUUGAUUGA